GAAGGGGCGGGCGGCCGGCGGAGGGGAGCGGGGUCAAUGGCGGCGCUGCGGGCCCGGCGGUGCCGCUCGCUUUGAGAGGCCGCGACAGUAUUCCACAAUGGAAGGGGGAGAUGGCACUGCUGACCUGGUGAUUAACAAGAGGUUCGUGUCUGAAGCAGAGCUAGAGGAGCGGCGAAAGAGAAGGCAAGAGGAAUGGGAAAAGGUCCGAAAACCUGAGGACCCAAAAGAAUGCCCAGAGGAGGCAUAUGACCCACGGUCCUUGUAUGAAAGGCUCCAGGAACAGAGAGAAAAGAAGCAGCAGGAGUUUGAGGAGCAAUUUAAAUUCAAAAAUAUGGUAAGAGGCUUAGAUGAAGAUGAGACACAUUUCCUUGAUGAGGUUUCUCGGCAGCAAGAGCUACUAGAAAAGCAACGAAGGGAAGAAGAGCUGAAAGAACUAAAUGAAUACAGAAGCACUCUCACUAAAGUGGGAGUCAGUAUGGACCCAAAGAAGGAAACUGAGAAGAAAUUGCCCAUGAAGUCAGUGGAAAACAAGAACAAAUUUUCUCAGGCAAAGCUGUUGGCAGGAGCUGUGAAACACAGAAGUUCAGAUGGUGGUAACAGUGUCAAGAGGUUGAAAUUAGACACUGACCACGAGGAAAAGAAUCCAGCACGGACUUUGGUUGGCACGUUCUCUUGUAAAGCAGUAGAAAUGAAAAGCCCUCCUGUGUGUCCCUGGGGAGCAGCUCAGUGGGAGGCUCCACGGUGCACUGUCCCUCAGCAGCCGUGUGCAUCGGGAUCCUGCCUGGCCUGGGCGCCUACUCGGGGAGCAGCGACUCCGAGUCCAGCUCGGACAGCGAGGGCACCAUCAAUUCCACUGGCAAGAUUGUCUCCUCUGUCUUUCGUGGCAACAGCUUCUUUGAUGGUCCAUAACAAAAUCCCUCUGUGUGUAAUGUAGUGCAGAAUAUCUUCCAAAGCCCUGAUGGAUGCUUGUUGCAUCCUUCUGCCCCAAAUAUAAUCUUUCUAGCUAACCUCUCAACUUUAUUACACUCAGAUACUCCUAAAGUAACUCAUUAUUCCCUCCCCCCCUUCCCCCCCAACUUUCCAUUUCUGGGGUGCAUACUGAGCCUGGAAGAAAAGCUGCCAUCCUAAAGCAGAAGGCACACCUAACCAUGUCACAAAGGUCUGAGGGUAUGGAGGAGAGAGCUUUAUCUUUUACAAUUCUUAUGGAAAGAAUUAUGUUGAUUUAAGAAGUUUAUACAAGACUAACAGGCAAAAAAUAAUCACUUGAAGCAGUGAAGUCUUGUAGAAGCAGCCAUGUGUUCUGUUUUAAAAUGUCAUUUUUAUUCUGUAUUUGAAAAAUGGGGGCAGAACCAAAUUUGAGCAGAUGGUGAAGUGUAGAUUGCCAUGACACUGUAAAGAAGUUUUAGUGUUACAUGAUUAAAGACAUUCUGAAUGCA
Molecule: messenger RNA, 1436 nt
Organism: Agelaius phoeniceus (red-winged blackbird)
Lineage: Eukaryota; Metazoa; Chordata; Aves; Passeriformes; Icteridae
Source: RefSeq, a predicted model, not a curated record